Molecule: messenger RNA, 866 nt
Organism: Eupeodes corollae
Lineage: Eukaryota; Metazoa; Arthropoda; Insecta; Diptera; Syrphidae
Exons: 1
Coding region: 215-775 (186 amino acids)
Source: RefSeq, a predicted model, not a curated record
GAUGUUUUGAGAUUUAGACAUGAAAAAUCGUUUAUUUUUAUUUUCAAAGUUUUAGUACAAUUUUAAUGUUUUGCACAUCUCUAGUUUUAAGACAGACUUCUUUUUGACAUUUUACUAAGUCGGUAAUGUAGUUGUAGUUAAUAUUUUUGUUUUGCUCUUGUCUGUCGCGUAUAUUUGUAAGGUGUUUUUUCUCUUUUCCAUUUCCCAAAUAAAAAUGCCAAAUUCAUCCCAAACAAAAGUGACAAAUAUUCCUGCAAAAUCUAAAACUAAAUCCCGAAUAAAUAAACGUCAAAGAAAUCGUCGUCGAAAUAAACAAAAAUCAUUAAAUAACAAUCAACAAAAAGGUCAAUUUAAAGCACAAACAAAUUCAGUGGCGUUCAGUGAGAGUGGCCAAAGAAAGGGAACAGAAAUUUGGGGAGAGGCGUACGCGAAUGCCGUAAGAUGGCACGGAGAGCAUCAAAAUAAUUUCUGGCGACAUGCUGCCGAACAGCUUGAAAAUGAAAAUCAAAUGUUGCGGCAACAAUUGAAUUAUGUUGCAAAUAGCAUUAAACCGGAAACCCAAAAUUAUUAUGAAACAUCCGAUGAGGAAUAUGAGCAGAAGGAUUUGAUUGUCGUUAAAAAAGAAGAAGAACAACAACAAGAAGAUGAGGUGGAUUCAAAAUAUUUGGAGUUCCUGCAAGUAACAAUAAAACAUCGUGAGGAAUUGCGAUUAAAACGGGAAGCAGCGGAUUUGCUGGAAGAUCAAGAAGAUUCAACAACUGGGGACGUUGGUUAAGCUUUGUAUUUUUGUGUCACAUUUCAUGUUGUUGAUUGCCAAUUUUCAAUGCAUACAUAUAUUUAAAUAAAACAUAUUUUUUAAGUAACAA